Harmonia axyridis is the source of this 1192-nucleotide messenger RNA. RefSeq lists its product as uncharacterized. Gene Ontology annotation, molecular function: olfactory receptor activity; odorant binding. Gene Ontology annotation, biological process: sensory perception of smell; detection of chemical stimulus involved in sensory perception of smell. The record is from RefSeq and is a predicted model, not a curated record. The transcript has 5 exons. Lineage: Eukaryota; Metazoa; Arthropoda; Insecta; Coleoptera; Coccinellidae. Gene Ontology annotation, cellular component: plasma membrane. Bases 106 to 1032 code for a protein of 308 amino acids.
AGUCUAUAUACGUAAUCACAUUCGUAUCAAUAUAAAAUGAUUAUUCAUUUACUUAAACAGAGAAUUAUUUUUUAGGUAUUGAUUAACUUGGGAUCUAUCGUCUUCAUGGCGAACUAUUUUUAUGAAUAUCUGAAGGGGUAUAAAGCAUUCAUCAUGCCCUUGGAAUUAUUUGACGAUAUAACCUUUAAAAAAGUGGUCUUCAUCAUUAACAUGAUAAAAAUCAUAUGUUCUUUGAACAUGGUCCUCGCUACUAUAGCAGCUCUUGGAUUUAUUUCAGCACCGAAGUAUUUCAACGAAAAGACAUAUUUAUUAGUAUGGAUUUUCGAAAACUUUCCAACUCAUUCGAAUAUAAUGGCUAAAUUUGUCCACUGGACGAGUUUACCAGUUGCUCUUGUUUUGGCUGGUACUUCUUUGGUUUGGACCUACGCAGGCAUGAAUGGAGUUUUUCAAGUAGCUUUGCUCAAAAGAAUGAUUGCAACAAUAACGACAUCGACUAUACAACACAAGUACAGACGAGAUUCGCCACUGUAUCAAGAAACUACCAAGCAGAAAAUGAUAAUAUGUAUAAUGACACACGAGAUCUUGGUCAGAUAUCAAAAUAUCGCAUGUGAUUUAUUCGAAGCUCCAAUGAUGAUGUUUGCCAUGGGUAGUGUGGUGUUGGGAGGAGCUUUGAUGAUAGAAUUUCUUAGUAAUCAAGCACUAGAUUUGGGAGAUCAGUAUACAAUAUACAUUGGAAUAGUAUGUUUUGCAAUGGCCGGAGGGAUUUCAGCAAUGCUGUAUCUCAUAAUUGGUCAAGUUUUAAAGGAUGAGUCAGAAGCUUGCAACUACCAACUGAGGCAACUCCCUUGGUACGACAUGAACUCAGAGAAUAUGAAAAUUUAUUCUUUUUUCCUGCUCAAAACUGAAAGAUGCGUAUCUCUUUCAAACAGCCUUAUUCAAUUAGAUUGCAUACUACUUAUGAGGAUCAUCAAAGCUUUAUACUCAAUAGCUACACUUCUUGCACAGUUUGUUGCUUCGAAUUAUUCGGCCUAAAAGAUGUGGAAGAAGUCUGGGAAAAUCUGCUAAACGAUGAAGCUCUUCAUUGACAAUUUCCUUUUCAGAUGUAAUCGCAGAUGAAUGGAUCUUCAAUCAGUUUUUUUAUUUAGUUGAUGCUUAAAGGUUGAAUAGGAUAAUUAUAUUCAUUUGAUUAUUA